Nasonia vitripennis (jewel wasp) is the source of this 4692-nucleotide messenger RNA. It is a transcript of the gene Ip6k, whose product is annotated as inositol hexakisphosphate kinase 3. Bases 1547 to 3043 code for a protein of 498 amino acids. Gene Ontology annotation, cellular component: nucleus; cytoplasm. Gene Ontology annotation, biological process: phosphatidylinositol phosphate biosynthetic process; inositol phosphate biosynthetic process. The transcript has 9 exons. Lineage: Eukaryota; Metazoa; Arthropoda; Insecta; Hymenoptera; Pteromalidae. Gene Ontology annotation, molecular function: inositol hexakisphosphate kinase activity. The record is from RefSeq and is a predicted model, not a curated record.
AUCGCCGCAGUCGUUUCGAGUCGUGCAGCCUAUACCAGAGUCAACUGGCCCUCGCGAUAUAUUUGCAUUUCGCUGCUCUCUCUCUCUCCAGUGCAGCAACAUCGGCGAUCGUGGAGAGGGGCUAAGUACUCUGCGUAGUUUCCAGAAACAGAACAGAACCAUCUCCCGGUCCUAAUAGAAAACUGAAAAGGGGAAGCAUUGCGCAGGCCAUAUCGCGCAAAGUUCUCUCUCUCUCCAUUCAUUGAGCCAGCAGCAGCAGCAGCAGCAGCAGCGCCACAGCACAGCUAAAUCCAUACGAAGACUCGAGAGAGCCAGCCAGUAUCAUCGAAGCCAGCAGCUAUUGAGGAAGUUCGCUCUGCCGUAGUCGCGCACCUCGGAUUAUUCAUCAAAACACACAUCGCGUGCUAAACUGCACUCUAGAAACCUCUGUACAUAAUAAACGUCGUCGCACGGUUUUAUCAAGAAAAGAAAGAGAGGGAUAGAUAUAUCUGAGCUAUAUAUACAGCGCAAGGUGCACGACAACGACGACGAGCUAUAUUAGAGAGAGAGAGAGAGAGAGAGAGAGAGAAAAGAGCACAAUAAGAGUCCGCAUAGUCGGCCGUAGUGGAACAGUCCUAGCGAGGCUUUCGCAGUAGACGGAGAGAGAAAGAGGUGGUGUUCACGAUUCCCCCCUCCAGUGCUGGCCCGCACGAUAUAAGACGUAGAUUUGGUCGAUCAUCACCCCACCCACACCACAGCUGAUGUGAUAAGGGGAAGCAGGCGCACACAUACGUAUAUACCACACUCACACAAGAGCAAUAAGCAAGAGUGAGAGAGAGAGAGAGAGAGAGAGAAAGAGAGAGAAACUGUCCCUCUCGCGCUCAACUCGUCCCAGCCGUCUGGUUACACGUUCUCAAAUAUGCGACGAGUCCUCGUCGGACCGUAGCAGCAGCAGCAGAUCGCCAAGAUAAAGAGAGAAAAUAGCGCGAGUGUGUGCGCGUAUGUGCGUGCGGUUACCCGUCACUCUGUACAACCCAAGAGAAUACGAGGGAGCUUUGGAGAAUAGAGACUGUGCGACGAAGACUACGACGACGCCGUUGCAUAAAGAGGCGAGCAGUAGUAACAGUAACACGGAACGGCCAUUCUACUGGGCGACGAGAGAACGAGUUCGCACCCACGGGCAUGGUAUACGUGACGGGUGCUUGGGGCAUGGGAGAGGCUGAAACGCAGUGCCGCAGUGCGAACGAUAGCUCCUCCCCUGUAGCCUCCUCCUUCUGCCAGGAUGAGGAAGUCUCUUUACAUCCGCUUAACAACCAGGUCGGGGGUCACACGCGAUUGUUGCUGCUCAACCAGAAUACCAUUUGCAAGCCGUUGAACUGCAGGGAGCUCGACUUUUACAGGAACAUUCCACAAGAUAUACAAAUGUUUGUCCCUAAAUUCAAAGUAUCCCCAGAGCCAAUAAGUCACAAGGAUACGUGUCUGGGAAUCGAGGCAUGGCCUGCUCGCAGACUCACUAGUGCCCUGAACACAUUCCAUUUGCUUCUCCUUGGCCAAUGCUCGGGGUGUUAUGCAGGCUUCCAGCAGCGGCGAGGUCAAACUCGAGAAACGCUACAGCCCGAGCUUCAGAGAACAAGAGGUUCGCCAGGGUAAAAGCUCGACCAAGAGGAAGCGAGAUGACGUUCUAAGAAUGAAGAUCCACAGGAAGAACAGCUCUAUGGACGUACUUAAGUCCGGGACGCAUUUAGACUCGUCGACAAACAAACAAUAUUUUUUAUUACUGGAGAACAUAACGUCUCGGUACACGCACCCGUGUAUACUGGACUUGAAAAUGGGGACCAGACAGCACGGGGACGACGCCUCGGCGGAAAAGCGCAGCAAGCAGAUUGCCAAGUGCGCUGCGAGUACGUCGGCCUCGCUUGGUGUACGCCUCUGCGGUAUGCAGGUCUAUCAGGCGGACACGGAUAAUUAUAUCAAACGAGAUAAGUAUUACGGGAGAGAGCUGAACGAGGAGGGUUUCAAGGCGGCGCUCUACCGAUUUUUUCACAAUGGCUUUUGUCUGAGAACGUCGGUUAUUCUCAGAGUGAUCGCGCGAUUAGAGCAGCUGCGUCGCGCCAUCGAGAGACAGAGCAGCUAUCGUUUUUAUUCCUGUUCUCUACUGGUGGUGUACGAGGGCUACCAGGUGGACGAUUACUCGGGCCACCGACACUCGCCGUCCUUGAGCGUCGUAGACCAGACCCCAGGCGUCGUCGGCUUUAUAGACAACAUGACCUCGCGAAGCUCCGACGCAUGCUGCUACGACGCCGAUACGAGCAAUAAUUCCGCGGAUUACAACCUAUCGGUGCACGAGGAGGUCAGCCAAGCGGCUCUGCACCGCGGUUUUGGCGAGGCAGCCGCCCGUGGCGCCAAAAAUUCGAUGGGCUUCUACCCAGUGAACGAGGAGACCGUCUUCAUGGAGCACCCGCCACCCCACGGGCUCAUGAGCGCUGGAUCCGGAACGAGCCACCAUAAGCACCGUGUCGUCGUUGGUCAAUCCAGUGACAACUGGAUGCUCUAUGGUGAUAGCAACAGCAGCUCGAGUAGCAGUGAUAGCGGCGACGAGUAUUGCUGCGGGCAGCACACGGUCGUCAAUUCCGAGGACACCAGUUCCGAUCUCGAUAUCGGUAUGCUGCCUAUCGGACCUGAUUGCCCGCUCAACAAGCGCAGUCGUCAGCUUCAUCACAGGCACCGUCUCAGGCUCUACGAGAACGAGCCUUGUGAGACCAGAGACGAAGACGAAGAGGAGGAUGAAGAAGACGACUGUGCAAGCCUCUCCAAACGGCUUAAGGUGAAGGCUCUCAACUCGUCUUCUCAGACGUCGGUCAGUAAGGCCGCGGCCCAGCCGACGAACCUCGACGACUCUAUGAUCGACGUGCGCAUGAUCGAUUUCGCCCACACGACCUUUGGGCAUAACACCCACUCCGGAGUCGCCUCCAAUUCAAAGGUACACCAGGGUCCCGACUGCGGUUUCCUCACGGGCCUUGACAGUCUCAAACGCCUUCUUCACGAGAUUCUGGCCGAAGGCUAAAAUGCUAGCCAGCCGAGAUAUUUAAUCUCAUCUUUCUACCUUAAAUCGCGGAGAGAAUCUCACGUGCUAUCUCUCUCGCGCGCGCGUCGUUGCGGAUAAAACGAUAAAUUGUGAUUGCUUUUGGACGUUCGGCAAGACGAACGCCGUAGCGCGAUUCGAUAAAUUUUAUCCUAGUGUAAUUACAUACAUAUACACCGAGUUCAUUCUUGUAGCCGCGAGCGAGCCUAUGCAACGGGGAGUAGUAGAUAUAUUUGCGCCGGGAAUCGAAAUUGGCUGCGCAGAAGAAUGACCGUGGAGAAUGAGUGCGGGUGAGAAGGCAAGAGAGAAAGAGAAAGUGCGAAGGCGCAAUAUUAGCGCGAUAGCGCUUGCGUAUGAAAGAGAAAAUUCUGAGAAAGAAAUGCACGCGAAAAAGUAUAAAUGAUAACGAUGCAGCAACAAGUUUGGAAAUGUAUAUGCAAGUCCAGAGUAUUAAGGGAAACGUCCUUUCCAAAAGUGAAUCUAGUUUAUUAUUAGACACUCUGAGCAAGGCCUAUGUAUAUAGUCACGAGGCAUAAUUUUAAACUACAUGUUCCACGAAACUGAACGUUCAAUAUUGUACUGGAUAAUACAGUGAAUCAUGGAUGCGCGCGCCUGCGCGUACCACGUCGACGUCGACAACGUUCUUCAUGCGUAGCUAAAAAAAAUGAUUUCGAAGACACGCGCAAGCACGCGCAUUAGUACAUGUAUAAAUGUAAAUGUGUAUAAAUUACGUUACUAAAACACAAUAUAAAAGAAUUAGCGGAAUGCUCCUGCCAAUUAUCGAGAAAAACAAAUGAAAAAUCCAAACUGCGACGACAAUUAAUUGUAGUAUUAAUUUUUAAACAAUUGACCAAUUCUGUAUUUUUUCUUAUCAGCUAUAUAUUUUCUUUUUUUUUCGUUUAUUUCUCAUUGUGAUUUUUAGCGUACAGCGCGGUAUUCGUUACAAAAACAGCGUAGAAAUCUAUGGUAAAAAUACAAUUUAAUAAUGGACGGUUUGAUCGUCUAUUAAUUGUUAUUACGAACUUAUUUUAAGAGAAUCGCAAGCGAAAUUGUCCUUGUAAGAUUUGAUUCGAGGCAGAGACGGAUCAAAUUAUUUUUACAUCGUACAAUGUCCUACAAAAGUACGAAAUUAUAUAGUUAUUAAUGUUAUUCAAACGAAAAAAUUAAAAUAAUGUACAAAUUGCAAUAUACGCUGUAUUAUUUAUGUACGCAUAUAAUGCAUAUACACAUAUUUUUCCUGAAUAAUGUCAUAAACAGGUACUCAGUGUGAUAGACGAAUAUCGAAAGAAAAAUAUCUAUAUCUCGAAGUUGUUCUUUAAAAAGCAGGUGCGCUAGCAAAAAGUUCCAUAAAAUAGCAUUGUAAAAUUUUCAUGUUUUCUUUGCGUAAUAAAAAAUUAUUAUUACGAAAAUUCCAUGAAGUGAUUGUGUGUGCGAUAUUUUAUCACAUAAGAAGAACCAGACGUGAUCUUUGUUGUGAAUUCCUUUUUAAGUUCCUACCAUAUACUGUUUAUGUACGUACUAUAAAUUAGAUUUUUUAGUUAAAGUUGUAAAUUUAUAAUUGCAUAAAAAAUUUUCUUAUAUGCUGUUUGACAAAGGUAUAUGAAUAAUAAAUACAUUUGACUUUUUUGAAA